AUGGCAACCGAAUGGUCACUGGACUUCUGCCUGGUCUGCGACCAGCAGAUUUCAGGAGGAGGAGCGUAUUGCUCUCAAGGUUGUCGACUGGCCGACUUGGACCAACAUGCUUCCGAUUCUGUAUCUAGCUACUCGGCAUCAGUGUCCGCGAAAUCGACAAUGCAGCCGAAAGCGAAUAUUUCCAUGCUCAAAGGAAGACCUUCAAUCCACCACAGCUCUUCUUCUUCUUCCUCCUCAUCUUCUUCGAACUCUCAAGAGCAAUCCUCAAGCCUCACUUCGACCUCGUCCCAAACCUCCCUUUCGUCGCUUACAGGUACACUCUCGCCAUCCGUGGCACUGUCAAACCAGGUCCGUCAUGAAUUGCAGGACUAUACAAAGUGUUUUGACCCGGUCCGGGACUGGAAGAGACGGUUGACAAACUCAUGA
Molecule: messenger RNA, 426 nt
Organism: Talaromyces atroroseus
Lineage: Eukaryota; Fungi; Ascomycota; Eurotiomycetes; Eurotiales; Trichocomaceae
Exons: 1
Coding region: 1-426 (141 amino acids)
Source: RefSeq, a predicted model, not a curated record